Molecule: messenger RNA, 1875 nt
Organism: Symbiodinium natans
Lineage: Eukaryota; Dinophyceae; Suessiales; Symbiodiniaceae
Source: the annotation of a GenBank genome assembly
AUGGCGCGGCUGCUUGCCCUCCAUAUGCACCUCCUGGUCGUGAAAGUGUUCGGGCAAAGUUGUCACCAAAAGGUCGCGAAACUGAACGCUGAUGGGGUGGCCGGCGUAGGUCAGGCAUCCUGCCUCAUACAGCAGCGUGCAGAUGCCGCGAAAACCUUGAUUGAGGCGAAGGAUUCACCUUUCUCACCCGCGCAGUGGCAAUGCAUCUCGGAAUAUGGUGCAAGUGUGGAUGCUGAUCUUCCUGGCUUCUCCCGGCGUUUGGAGCAAAGGCACUUUGGAGGCACGGGUCAGGCCACCACUGGCUCAGUCAUCUUGGGAGCUGGCUUUGGAACCACUGCAACACGAUCCCUCGCAGCUUUCGGGCGCCAACUCGGACUCGGUGUGCAUCAUUUCGUGCAGGGACACAACGCCCACGAAAUUCCGAAGUUCUGGAGUCGAUUGACGCACCUCACGAAACUGCAGCACCCCAAAGGCCUCGAUGGAUGCAUUUCGACCCUGAAUGCCUUGAACUUUUCCGAGGCAUUUGACCAGGGCAACGACUUGCUCCUGGACACCCCCAUGGCGGAGCAUUUCCUUGAUUUCUAUGCCGUGUCACCUCAGUCCAAGGUCAUCCUCACGAACCGCGAUGCAGUGGAUUGGGCGAAAGCGCGGCUGGAAUGGGAUGAGACAAUGGUGGUUCCUCUUCACAGCCCGUGUGGUGUGAAGCUCGCCACGAUGAGUGCGGAGAAGGCGGCCCGCCUCUAUGAGGCGCACAGCCGACUUGUACGUUGCAUUGUCCCAGCAGAGAAUCUCAUGGAGAUCAACGUUUUCGAUGGUUCAAGGAUUGAUGUUCCGGCAUUGUCAGAGUUCCUCGGCAAAGGGCGGCCAGAGUUUGCCCCACUCUUCCCGCGGGUGAGCGAUCAGCGCUGGGGUCCCGAAGCCAAAACGGACUUUGCCAUAUGUAUCACAGGCCAAAUCCGUCGGCUGGAGCUCAAGACGAAGGUCGAACGACUCAUCCGACCCCUUAUGGACAACAACUUCCGGGUCAUUGUGGCGCUCGUCUUGGAUCCCCGUGGCACCGCUUCCUACGUCCACCGUGGUCCAGGAGAGGUCUUUGACGACUUCGUGGUGGUAGAUGGAAAUUUCUCAAGCUUGCAACAAGCAGCCGAGAUGUUUCCUGGAGGCAUGACGCUGCUCGGCGACCCGUUCAUCCCGCGCGACUAUCCUGUGGAUGAGCGCUAUGUGCAGGACUUGUACAGUCAAAUGCCUGAGAAGGGCGUCGAGUAUGCCAACCAGAGGGCGAAGUCACACAUGCGGCAGUGGGAGGCCCUAGAGCGCUGCGGCCAGCUCCUGAUCAGCCCCGUGAAUCAUGCGAACUACACUUUGAGGCUGCGUGACGACAGCGCUGUCUUGGAGCCCUUCGUGCCACGCCUCGACCUGCUGGAAGAUCGAGCGCUUUAUGCUCCGGCGUGCAGCAGGUUUGGAGGUGUCAACGACAAGCUUGCCUUGAUUAGGGGACGAGACACAGCCAGAGAUUACUUUGCCCUUUCUCUGGACAUGGUACGCCAUCGCUUUAAUGAGAUCCACGAGCUUAUGGUGUCAAGCAUGGGAACCCGCAACCCGGAACAUGCACUCAAAAUUAUGCUGGAUCUGAACCAGACGAUGACCAAGCAUCUGGAGGCUGAUGACGUGCCUAUCGUGCCAUCGAAAAACCUUCGCCGUGACGGAAAGACGUAUCAGUGCUUUUACACCUUGACUGGUCAAUACAACGACUGCCUUCCUGAGCGAAGCCGGGCACGCCUCACGGGCUUGCAAGGAGGAUUCAGCAUCCACAAGCCAGACUCGGACAAUGCGCGGUCGGAUUUCCUUUGUGAGGGCACAGCCCUAGAUUUCUAG